UGAUCACAUUUCAUAGACAUAGUGGGUUCACUACUACGGUUGAGAUUCUAGCAAACCUGUCAGCUUGUGCGGAAAAAUGGGUUUUGUGUUAUAUAUAAACAUUGUCAAAGAUAGAUGUUUUUGGUGUAAGUGUGUUCAAAAAGUAUUCAGGAAGCUGCGCAAGGUUACAGUUAGAGAAAUAGUUCAUGACUGGAAGAGGUGUAUGCCUUCCCUCGGUAGUAGUAUCAGUUUGUAGGCUUAUGACAUGGUUCAUUUCUUGCAUAACUUUACAUUUAACGGGCACAGUUCGGAUGACCUUGCACAGACAGAGACCGAUAGCAGGUCAAAUAGUCCCCUACCUGUAUGUCGGCACAUGUUCCGGAUCUCAUUCCUCCGCACUUUGAUACAGAUCUCAAAGUGCAAGAAACAUUGCGCUGUAAAGGAAAUACCCGGGAAAUCUAUUUAUAUUCAUAUAUUUACGUAAUCGUAUGUGCUCCUGACGAGAGGAAAAUUAAUAGACCAGAACUAAAGUCAAAAACGAUAAACGGAAAUAUGCGAUGAACAAGAUCUGCACAUCGAAUGUAUGCGGAAUAAAGCUUGUUCUAUGGAUGAACCAAACUGUGAGAGAGAUCAAGAGGUCGUCCAUGAUAUGUCCUGCAGUGAAAGUGACAGACAGACUAAACGGAUUGUAUUGAUCGGAAGAAGCGGAUCUGGGAAAAGCUCCACAGGUAAUACCAUUCUAGGUAAGGACGUUUUCAAAUCUUGCUAUGGAGCUUCAUCCGUGACGGAGAAAUGUCAGGAAGCUAGAACUUUCCGGUUUGGACAGAAGAUCCUGUUAAUAGAUACUCCGGUAGUGUUCGAUACAGAUGUACCCAUCAGUCAAAGCCUUCGAGAAAUAUCCAAGUGCAUCAGUUUGUCCUUACCUGGACCUCACGUAUUUCUUCUUGUUCUUCAAGCAGGGAGGUUUACUCAAGACGAAUAUAACACUGUCAAACAGUUUGCUGAUGUUUUUGGAGAAGACGUGUUCAAGCAUACGAUCUUGGUCUUCACCGGAGGAGAUUUGCUGGAAGCACAAGACGCGUCCUUUGAGGAGUAUUUGAAGACGAUACCACCUUCGUUGGAGGAAAUCAUAGGAAAAUGCAAGGAACGUUGUGUUGUAAUCAAUAAUAGUCCUAAAAGUGAAUCCCGCAACAUCGAUGCCAGGAAUAUGAUGGAAAUGAUCAUUGAACUUGUAGAGAGCCAUCAGGGAAGCUACUACAGCAAUGAGAUUCUUAAGGCAGCUGAAAGGAAAUGUCAGGAAAGGGAAGCGGAAAUACGGCGUCAGAAAGACGAGGAAAAACAUAAAGAAGUAGAUGAAUUGAAAAAGGAGUUGCAGCACUGCAGAGAGGAGUUUGACAAUUUCAAACAUCAGCGGCACCAUUGCAGGAAUAUCGACCACUUAGCAGCAGAAACAGUAAAGAAGGAAACAAGAAGAUGUGAAAAAGAGCUACAGCAAUACAGGGUUGAAAAUAUCGAACAUCAGCGUCAACCAGCCAGCUUAUUUCCAAGGGAUAUUGACGAAGUCCUUCUCUCAAUUGGAUUUCGGGAAUAAAGGACAUUUUGAAUAAUUUGUUGACAGUUUGUAAACUGUUGCUUCUGCUAAGUUCCAUCCCUCCUCCUAUAAUCCAUGUUCUUAUUUGCUGUAUCUAUAACUUUAUUUUUUACGCUGGUCUUAAAUAUUUGACUUUGUGACUUUAUGAGUUAUCAUUGUGACUUCAAUGAUUAUUAUUUACACUGUCAGAAUUUACAUACUUGUGAAUGUGAAUAAACUACCGUGUAACAA
Messenger RNA from Mizuhopecten yessoensis (Yesso scallop), 1801 nucleotides. RefSeq names its product GTPase IMAP family member 7-like. Lineage: Eukaryota; Metazoa; Mollusca; Bivalvia; Pectinida; Pectinidae. The record is from RefSeq and is a predicted model, not a curated record. Bases 563 to 1570 code for a protein of 335 amino acids. The transcript has 5 exons. Gene Ontology annotation, molecular function: GTP binding.